AUGGCACCGAUAAAUAAUUAUAGUAAAAACUCUUUAAUUCAAAAAUAUUUAGAUAAAACAGUAUGGGAUAAUUGGAGUAGUGAGGGUAUAUUAAAUAAUCAAAAAGAAAAAAAAAGAAAAGAUAAAAAUGAUGAUGAUUUCAUAGGAGGUAUAGGUUACCCCUCUUUAGAUUUUCUUCAAGAAAUUCAAAAAUCAAUAUCAUAUAAAUUAGGAAAAAAAUAUAAAUACUAUUCAAAUAUAGAUUUAAAUAAUAAAAAAGAUAGAGAUGGCGAUAGCGAUGAUGAUAACGAAGGUAGCGACGAAUAUAGUGACAGCCAUAAUGAAGAAAAUAUAAAUUAUCAAGAAAAUGAAGGUGAUACAAAUAGUAAUACUGGCGAUGAUGAUACAAUAAAUGAUAAUAAAGAUAACGAUAGCAAUAAUAACGAUAGCAAUAAUGAUGACAGUAAUAAUAGUAAAAAUAAUAAAGAAAAUGAGAAUAACAAUGAUGAUGAUAAAGAAACCAAAAAUGAUUCGAAAAAGAGGAAAAGAAAUAAAAAAGAAAAUGAUAAAAAUACAAAAGAAAUAAGAAAAGAAUUUAAUAGAUUUCCACUCAGUGAACCAAGUAUAAAACCAAUUUAUUAUAAUGGAUUGUGUGGCCCAGAUGUAUUGGUUUCAUUAGUGAUUAAAAACUAUCGUUAUUCUCAGUUUUCACCUCUUUUUUAUACUGAAUAA
Molecule: messenger RNA, 711 nt
Organism: Dictyostelium purpureum
Lineage: Eukaryota; Evosea; Eumycetozoa; Dictyosteliales; Dictyosteliaceae
Exons: 2
Coding region: 1-711 (236 amino acids)
Source: RefSeq, a predicted model, not a curated record